AUGUUGCGGAGUGCGCCCGCAGUUCCAUCGGUCGGCCCAGGAGAUGUGCGCACAAAUGUGCUCCUAUCAUCCCCAAGGGGCAAUGGAUGGGUCUCACUCCCAGGAAGGCCACGCGCAAGGUCUGCUGCUCAGAGGAUCCCAAGAGCUUCCUAUCCUGACCUGUCCUGGGACCAGGUGGCAGCAUCUGUGCUAGCAGGCAUAGCGUGCGCCACAGCUGUGUCUGAAUCGAAGGGAAGGCGUCCUUCAGAUAGAUCUCGUGAUUUGGAUGAACCCAGUUGGCGCGAGUUCCGCGCGCGCCUGGUGCAGAAGGAGCAGGCAGCUGGCGGCAAGGACAUGUCUGACGCCGAAGAUGCCGGCUGGUUGCACUCCACAACACUGAUUGAGAAAGGCUCGGUGUUGAUCUCCCGUGCCGGGGACAAUUUCACCCUAGAUCAGCAGUACUUCCUGCACGCGGUCAUCCUGAUCCUCAAGAGAGACGAGGGCGGCGACGUGGGCGUGAUCUUGAAUCGGCCUUCACAGUGCACAGUGGACGACCUUGGAGGGUCAAAGCUCAACGCAUUCCAGGAGGCAGAACUUCAAUUGCGGAAGCUGUUGGCUAGCUUUGGCGGCCUUGCGGUGGAGGAGCAUCCAUGGCAAGUGUCCUACGGCGGUCCAAUGCAUUCGGCAAGAGACGUGGAACGUGACCAGCCGACGCUCCUUUGUCUUCACCGAUGUGACCAGGAAGGAGAAGGGAUGGACAAAGGUGAUGAGAUCAUCCCUGGCAUCCGCUGGGUACCUUUCAGCCGUGCAAGGGAAAUGGUGGCAGCAGGCAUUGCCAGGCAGGAGGAGUUCCUGGUGCUCUCAGGGUACUGUGGCUGGAGCCGUGGUCAGCUCCAGGAGGAGUUGGAGGCUGGCCACAGCUGGCUGCUAGCGGCAGCCGAUCAACAGGCACUCUUCGGAGGAAGGUUCCAAGCCAGCACGCCUGACCUCGGCAUGAGACAGUGGGAGCGCCUACACGAACAGUUGUUCGAUUUGGCUUCCAGCGUAGACCGCUUUGAUGAUCAGACUGCCAGAGCCGCCCUCGAGCGGUGGAUGACAGACUUGAAGCCAGAGCAGUUGAACCCAUCGCUGAAGGUUUCCUCGCCUUUGCUUCGGUCUCAAACCAUCACGGCCGGCCGCCUCCUGCGCGGAUCAGCUUCAAGUUGGAUCCUCGGGGGUCCGCCAGAGCUAAGACCUGCCAAGCCCAAAAGCAGGGGACAGCCACCAGCGCAGUACCUCCACAAGGCCGUGCUCCUGGUGCUAGCUGAUGUCGCGCCAGAUUCGCCCUCCGUACUGGUGCUCCUGACGGGCCCGAAGAUUGGAGAGCUUCCAAAGGGCAAAGGCGACGUGUUUUUUGGAGGGUGGGCGCAGCCAAAGAAGACGCAUGAGGUGCUUCAGGUACCAGGUGGCUACAUCUGGGGCCAGCUGACCUUCGCUCCAGGCGUGUUGGAAGAGCUCCUGGACUCAGGUGCGAUCGAAGAGGCUCGCGGCUCCACACUGCAGGAGGUCCUGGCAGCUCCUCCGGCCUUGCGGUGGGCUACAGCGGGAGGCUGCAUCGACAGCAUCAAUGAGGCAUCGGCUGCUCUCCUGGGCACUGCCCAGCAGAAGCAGUGGUACCGGCGCUACUUGGGAAUAGCUGUCGAAGAGCUCCGUGGGGACUGA
Messenger RNA from Symbiodinium pilosum, 1680 nucleotides. NCBI's taxonomy places the organism in Eukaryota, Dinophyceae, Suessiales, Symbiodiniaceae. The record is from the annotation of a GenBank genome assembly.